Messenger RNA from Rosa rugosa (rugosa rose), 1166 nucleotides. Its product is annotated as splicing factor Cactin-like. The record is from RefSeq and is a predicted model, not a curated record. NCBI's taxonomy places the organism in Eukaryota, Viridiplantae, Streptophyta, Magnoliopsida, Rosales, Rosaceae. The transcript is spliced from 4 exons. The coding region runs from base 399 to 734 and encodes 111 amino acids.
GCACUUUUGGUGGUUUGCAACUGGGAGCUAACAGAAGCUCGGAAAAAGGAUGCUUUGGAUCGAGCUAGGGUUCGUUGGGAGGAACCUCCUGCCAAGUUACUUGCUGAACAAAGAGGCUUGUAUUCUAGCAUUGAAGCAGACUUCAAGUAUCUCUUGGAAGAGAAGAAUUAUAGUCAGUUGGAGGCAUUACACGCUGAAAUUGAGUCACAGAUGCGUUCUAGUACAGCCAAGGUUUUUGGGUAUUGGGAGGCUGUUCUUAGACGCUUCCAUGUAUUCAAGGCCAAGGUACAUGUCACUAGAUUCUUGAAAAGCUUUUGAUGUUAUUUACGGCUACAUGGUUGAGUCUUACUAUUUAAGUGCUGCUAAUACGGGCCUGUUUGAAAGAAAUCCAUGCUAAAAUGUUGCACAAGCGUCUGCAACACCUUGAGGGGCGAGAGGAUGGUGAAGAGAAAUUGGAUAUGCCCGAUGAUUUACAACCUGAAGAGGAGAGUGAGCCUGAUGCUAAUGGUGCUGAAACAUAUACAUCAGAACCCGUAGCGGAGGAGAUCCACAUGGCUGAAGAGGCCGGUUCAUUUUCACAAGAACUAUUACAUGGAGAUGAAAAUGAGGACGUGAAUGACCCUGAAGAGAAUAGGGCUAUACUGGAACACAAGCGUACAGCUUUAUUAGAACAACAACAACCACGAAUUCAAGAAGCUAUAGCAUCAAAGCCAGCUCCACCACCAGAAGAUUAGUUUGAGAUGAAGGUUGCCAUGAGGGCUAUACUGGAACACAAGCGUAUGGCUGUAUCAGAAGAACAACAAACACGAAUUUAAGAAGCUAUGGCAUCAAAGCCAGCUCCACCACCAGAAGAUAAGUUCGAGAUGAAGGCUGCCAUGAAAGCCACGGGUGCCAUCCAAGGAGAAGAGCAAUAAGUAUUUACUGCAGCUUAUCAUGUAGAGAUUUUUUGCAUGAGAAACUCGGCAGAUGAGACAUUACUUCAAAAAUCCCUCUUCUUUUUGCAACAAUAGCCACCCAAUUUCAGCCAUCAAAGCCUAAUUCAUGGAGGCAGUCAUCUUGAACUCAAAUCCAAUAUUUCUAAUAGAUUUGUACUUUUGAACCACAUGUACUAACUAACCAAGUUACUGUAUGUCUAUAUUUACUAACCAAGUUAGUUCCCAGUCACU